AUGCGGUUUGCAGCUCUUCCACCAUACUCCCAAGCUAUAAUUGCCGGGCCCCAGAUCUUCGUCUCGGGUCAGAUUCCCGCCGACAAGACGGGUGCCCUGGUAGAAGGCAGCAUCGCGGACAAAACGAAGCAAUGCUGCGAGAACAUCAAGGCUAUUUUGGCCGAGGUGAAUGUGGGACUGGAGAGGAUUGUCAAGAUCAACGUCUUCCUCGAUGACAUGGCCAAUUUUGCUGAGAUGAACGAUGUCUAUAUGCAGUACUUUACGCACAAGCCGGCGCGCAGCUGUGUCGCUGUUAAGCAGCUGCCCAAGGGUGUGCCCGUGGAGAUUGAGUGUAUUGCUUGGACAGGUUAGAAGUUGCCUGACGCUUAAGGAGGAAUGAAACUGUUCGCAAGGCAGUAUGGAAUGAAUGAAACUCAAUUUCUCACAUGAA
Parastagonospora nodorum SN15 is the source of this 430-nucleotide messenger RNA. RefSeq lists its product as hypothetical. Lineage: Eukaryota; Fungi; Ascomycota; Dothideomycetes; Pleosporales; Phaeosphaeriaceae. Gene Ontology annotation, cellular component: cytosol; mitochondrion. The transcript is spliced from 4 exons. Gene Ontology annotation, molecular function: deaminase activity. Bases 1 to 351 code for a protein of 116 amino acids. The record is from RefSeq and is a predicted model, not a curated record.